AUGGCGGUGCUUCAAGCCCUCAAAACCACUGCGACUUGCUCCUCCGAAGGCAAAGACCUUCCCUACUGGAGCACCAGAUGUCCUGCCCCAGUACCACCACCACCCCCAGCACAGCGACUGCUCCCUGCUUCAGUACCAUCGUCACCACCACCACCUGCAGCACCAUGGUUGAUUCCUGCACCACCACGACCCUCGACAUCAAAGCCAUCGUGGGUUGGUGCAGACCCAUGUACUCACGCCUUUCAUUCCUGGCUUUGUCAGCCGUCACGUCCACGACUCAAAUUCUCUCCAACACUUCUCCCCCGAAGAACACACCACCCUCGUCCUCCAACUCCUAGUACUCGUCUUCCUCCAGCUCCCUCAACCCCAAAACCAAUGGAUGCCCUGCUAGACCCAGAAGCAUCUUUCCAGUCUCCAGAAUCUAUAUUCUUCCCCGAUAAUUUCCUCACUACCACAAGACCGUCGCUUCCACCACCACCUCCCACAAGAGUGCCUCCGUCACUUCCACCACCACCUCCCACAAGAGUGCCUCCGUCACUUCCACCACCACCUCCCACAAGAGUGCCUCCGUCAUUUCCACCACCACCUUCCACAAGAGUGCCUCCAUCGCUUCCAUCACCACCUCCCACAAGAGCGCCUUCAUCUACCCUGGCACCGGCUGCAGGAAGCCUCAUGGAUGAUGACUCCCAGGCGCUGCCUCAGGCUAGCCUGGACUCAGACCCACAGCCAGAGCCAGAACCCACGCGUGAUAACACCUGCAAUCAUCCCUUCCACAGCUUCCUCUGUCAGAAACCCAAAAGACGUCAGUUUAAUAAGCCUUUUGCAAGACCUGCCACCCUCCCCUUCCCUACAGCAACACUGCCGCCACCUCCAGCAGAAGAGCCCAAGGCUGAAGCCUCUUUCGUUGAUCCAGCUGCUAAGAUAGAAGAUCCAGAGAGCCGUCGAAAUAUUCCAGAUCCCCUUCCCGCUCCAAGGACAACGGCAACACUCCGGCCCAAGCACGACCAGUGUAGCCAUCCAUUCCAUUCAUGGUUGUGUGCUCCAGCACCAGGAAGAUCCAGGACCCGCAGCACCUCAACCACCCCCAACAGCUUCCUUGUGAGGCUAACGGAAAUACCAAACAUUCAAAGCUUGCCGCUGGAAAAUGAGAGUGAUGGGGGUGUGUCGGGAUUUCAGUCUCUGCAAAAUUUUGGAAAAUCGGUGAGUGGAAGAACAGAGGAGAGUGGAGGCAGUGGUGUGGCUUCAAGCAGCUUCUUGGUGUUCACUACAACUGACACACCCACCUCACAGUCCAUGCCCACAGUUACUACUGUUCCAACACCAUCAAUCAUUGUAACAGUGCCAAUUAUUCCAACAGUGCCAACCAUUCCAACAGUGCCAACUAUUCCAACAGUGUCAACCAUUCCAACAGUGCUAACCAUUCCAACAGUGCCAACCAUUCCAACAGUCCCCACUCAUCUUGAAGUUAUUCCAACUGUCCCAACUGUUUCAAAUUCAAAUUCUGUACGUCCAAUUCGUAAUGUGCAGACGUCGCCAAAUGCUUCAGUGUUUCAGAGUUGGUCGUUGCUGCUCAGCAAAGAAUGGUUAGAUGACAUGAAGAUGCGUAAGGUGCCGCACGGGGAGUCUGGACCCUCCUCGACUUCGCGUAUUACUUCACCCUCAACCAUCCACCACAGUGUUAGUAACGAGAGUAUUCUGGACCUCGCUCCUCUUCAAAUAAAUUCUUCUCCCCCUUCCUCGCCUCCUUCACUUCCUAACCCACCUUCGUUUCUUCCUUAUCCUAUUCCUCCUCUUCAUGGACUAGCAAGUGGCGUGGUGAGGGCGCCCACGGACGAGACCCUGGACGCCUUAGGCUCUUCCCAAUCCGUUCUUGUGGCCAGGUUGCCCGAGGAGCCCACGCCUUUUGGGGUUUACACGUUCGAGCCUCAACGAACGGUCUCCAGGAAACCGUAUGUCUUCUAAGCUCCCUGAUGAAGAAGUACGUCGUCCAGAUACCCAGGAUGAUGGGCCAUGAGGUAACACCAGUUAGACAACUCGGAUCAUAACACAAGAAAAUAAUACAUCACACACUAACGGAAGAUACUGCAGAACGAAGUUUGUCCCUCAACUGGCGAACCUCAAUGAAAGGAGAAAAAGAGGAACCCAUCAGCUCCAGUCAGGUCACCACCGUCGGCAAACAAUUUUCCUCAAAGACGCUGAGAGUCGUGGCUAAAAACGAAGAAACAAAUACUUGGAAACAUAUUACGACAGCAAUAUUUCGACUUGUGUCUGGUUAUGUUACAACGGCAGCAUAUGACUGAUGUGAAUUGCUUGUUAAUGUGAAGCAUAUGACAAUUGUCUAAACCAAAAUUUGACAAUGAAAUGAAUGAAAUGGAAGCAUACGAACAUCAAAUUCCGUGUCAUAUUUAUAGACAACUUGUGAUAAAAAUGUUGCGAACUCUUGUGGGUAUGAAAACCCCGUAUACAGGUGGCUAUACUACGGUAUAUAUGACUCCAUGAGGAAGUGGAGAAGAAUCCUUCCUCCGUAAGCCAUGCGCGCCGUAAGAGGCGACUAAAAUGCCGGGAACAAGGGGCUAGUAACCCUUCUCGUAUAUAAAUUACUAAAUGUAAAAAGAAGAAACACUUUAUGAAAGUUUUCCUUCUUUGUCGGGUCACCCUGCCUCGGUGGCAGACGGCUAAUGUGUUAAAUA
Cherax quadricarinatus is the source of this 2690-nucleotide messenger RNA. Lineage: Eukaryota; Metazoa; Arthropoda; Malacostraca; Decapoda; Parastacidae. The record is from RefSeq and is a predicted model, not a curated record.